Messenger RNA from Gekko japonicus, 20934 nucleotides. It is a transcript of the gene NEB, whose product is annotated as nebulin. The record is from RefSeq and is a predicted model, not a curated record. Gene Ontology annotation, cellular component: Z disc. Gene Ontology annotation, biological process: cardiac muscle thin filament assembly. Bases 212 to 20314 code for a protein of 6700 amino acids. The transcript has 150 exons. Lineage: Eukaryota; Metazoa; Chordata; Lepidosauria; Squamata; Gekkonidae. Gene Ontology annotation, molecular function: actin filament binding.
CUCUUGCCCAGCGUUUCUCAGGAGGAAGGCAGUUGGAGAGGCUUUGCUGCUAAGGAAAUUUAUUAAUAUAUUGCUGGUUUGAGGGGGGGAAACAUUAAAGAACCAGAGAAGCAAGCCAAGGGAGCAUCCAUAAAGACCAAUGGUGGGAAGAGAGAAGUUAACUUCAUUAACUUAAGUCAGUAGGUGACAGACAGAGAAACACUCUGCAAAGAUGGCAGAAGAAGAGGAAUAUGAGGAGGUUGUGGAGUACUACAUUGAAGAGGAAGUUGAAGAGGGGGAACCGGAGGAGUUUUAUACUGAAGUCACCAAGACUACAUACAGCACUGGAUCAACUCCAUAUUCUACAGUAACCACAAAGCAUACUUCGGAGACAACCCAGAAAGGUACACCUUCAGCUCCAGUCAGAAAAAAGGUUGUACGGACAAAAGUGGACACAUCGAAGUUUUUGACACCAUACCUGGAACACAGUACGAAAAUGCAAAAGCUCUUCAGUGAUAAAAAAUACAAAGAGAAAUAUGAGAAGGAGAGAGGAAAGCCGUAUGCAAUCACCACAGAUACCCCUGAACUUCGAAGAAUCAAGAAAGUCCAGGACCAGCUCAGUGAGGUUAAAUAUCGCAUGGCUGGUGACCUGGCUAAGACUGACUGUCACGUUGAUGGAAAGGCAAGAGACAUAGAACAUGCAAAGAAGGUUUCUCAACAAGUCAGCAAGGUAUUAUACAAACAAAAUUGGGAAGAAAAUAAAGAAAAGUAUCUGCUUCCUCCUGAUGCUCCAGAGUUUGUGCAGGCGAUAAAAAACACAGCCUUGUUCAGUAAGAAACCAUACACUGAAGACUGGGAAUCAGAUAAAACAAUGUUCUAUCCUUAUGAUGACAGCCCAGAAUUGAGGAGAGUAGCACGGGCCCAAAAGGCCCUCAGUGAUAUUGUCUACAAAAAAGGGCAUGAUGAACGCAAAGCUAAAUACACUUCUCUGGCAGACCCACCCGAUGUGGAGCUCGCUAAGAAAGUAACCAGACAGCUCAGCGAUCGUAAAUAUCAUGAAGACUAUGAGAAGAAGAAAGGCAAGUGGAGUCAGACUCCUUGCUAUGAAGUUGCAGUUGCUAAAAUGAACGCUGACAACUUGAGCAUGAGGAAAUACCAGGAAGACUGGGAGAAUAAGAAAGACCAAAUCUACUUUAUGCAAACAGAAACCCCAGAAUAUGCAGUUAAUAAACGAGCUGGGAUAACUGCAAGUAAGGUGAAAUACAAAGAAGAUUAUGAAAAAUCCAAAGCGUCUACUGAUUAUAAUGUACUUCCAGCUACAGAGAACCCACUGCUCAGGCAUCUAAAAGCUGCUGGAAAUCUUGUGAAUGAUAGAUUAUACAAAGAAGCAUAUGAAAAAGCAAAAGGAACAAGCAUUAACUACUGUGACACUCCAAAGUAUCAAAUUGACAGUGUUUUGAAAAACUUUGGCGAUGUUAGAUAUAAGGAGGCGUAUCAGAACAAUAUCUUGGGCCGAUACAUUGGCAGCUAUGGGGACCCCUAUCAAGCCCACUGUAUGAAAGUCGAAGCCAUGAAGAGUGAUAAAAACUACAAGGCAGACUACGAAGAAGAUAAGGCAAAAUGCUACUUCCCGCAGACCAUAACUCAAGAAUAUGAAGCUAUGAAGAAGUUAGACCAGUGCAAAGACUAUACGUACAAAAAGCGUCCUGAUCAGAUCAAAUUCACAUCAGUGACCGAUUCGCCUGUUCAGGUUCAAGCGCAGAUUAAUUCCAAGCAGCUGAGUGAUUUGAACUACAAAGCCAAAUAUGAGAAAGAGAAGUUCAAAUGUUCUAUACCACCAGAUGCUCCAUUUUUCCUUCAGUCCCAAGUCAAUGCCUAUAACCUCAGCGAUAACUGGUAUAAAUACGACUGGGAGAAAUCCAAGGCUAAGAAGUUUGAAAUCAAAUUUGACGCCAUUCCAAUUCUUGCUGCUAAAGCCAACCGAAAAAUUGCAAGUGAUGUGGAGUACAAGAAAGCUUAUGAACUGGGCAAAGGGAAGCUAGUUGGAGCUCUGAGCAUCCAUGAUGAUCCCAAGAUGUUACAUUCUCUGAAAGUGGCCAAACAACAGAGUGAUCGAUUGUAUAGAGAAGCAUAUGAAAAAGGAAAAGGACUCAGCAUUAACUACUGUGACACUCCAAAGUAUCAAGUCGACAGCGUUCUGAAAAACUUUGGCGAUGUUAAAUAUAAGGAGGCGUAUCAGAACAAUAUCUUGGGCCGAUACAUUGGCAGCUAUGGGGACCCCUAUCAAGCCCACUGUAUGAAAGUCGAAGCCAUGAAGAGUGAUAAAAACUACAAGGCAGACUAUGAAGAAGAUAAGGCAAAAUGCUACUUCCCACAGACCAUAACUCAAGAAUAUGAAGCUUUGAAGAAGUUAGACCAGUGCAAAGACUAUACGUACAAAAAGCAUCCUGAUCAGAUGAAAUUCACAUCAGUGACCGAUUCGCUUGUUCAGGUUCAAGCGCAGAUAAAUUCCAAGCAGCUGAGUGAUCUGAACUACAAAGCCAAACAUGAAAGUGAGAAAUUCAAAUGUUCUAUGCCAGCAGAUGCUCCAUUAUUCCUUCAGUCUCGAGUCAAUGCAUAUAACCUCAGUGAUAACUGCUAUAAAUAUGACUGGGAACAAUCAAAAGCUAAGAAAUUUGAAAUUAAAAUUGAUGCCAUUCCACUCAUUGCUGCUAAAGCCAACCGAAAAAUUGCAAGUGAUGUGGAGUACAAGAAAGCUUAUGAACUGGGCAAAGGGAAGCUAGUUGGAGCUCUGAGCAUCCAUGAUGAUCCCAAGAUGUUACAUUCUCUGAAAGUGGCCAAACAACAGAGUGAUCGUGAAUACAAAAAAGGUUAUGAAGAGUCAAAGACUAGGUACACAGUACCGCUGGACAUGAUCUCAGUUGUACAAGCAAAGAAUACACAGGCUAUUGCCAGCAAUACAGACUACAGGCAUCUCAUUCACAACUACUCCUAUCCUCCUGAUAGUAUUAAUGUGGAACUUGCCAAGAAGUCUUAUGCAAUACAGAGUGACAAUGAAUAUAAAGCUGACUAUAACAGUUGGAUGAAAGGCUGUGGCUGGGUGCCAUUGGGGUCCCUGGAUGUAGAAAAAGCUAAAAGAGCUUCAGAUAUUAUCAGUGAGAGGAAAUACCGUCAGCAUCCAGACACUCUUAAGUUUACAUCAAUUGAAGAUGACCCUGUUACAGUACAGGCUAAAAUCAACCAGGCCCAAAGAAGCGAUGUCCUUUAUAAAGCCAAAAAUGAAGACACAGUUCACAAAUAUAAUCUCCCAGGUGAUGCACCUCAGUUUAUCCAGGCGAAGGUUAAUUCCUACAACAUCAGUGAUACCUACUACAAACUGGCGUGGGAAGAGCUGAAAACGAAAGGAUACGAUCUGAGAUAUGAUGCUAUUCCCAUCAAAGCUGCCAAGGCUGCUAGACACUCUGCUAGUGAUUUCCAGUACAAAAAAGACUAUGAACGUGCCAAAGGCAAACUGAUUGGAUUCCAGAGCCUCCAAGACGACCCCAAACUGGUCCAUUAUAUGAAUGUAGCCAAGAUGCAAUCCGAGCGGGAGUACAGGAAGGGUUAUGAGCAAAGCAAGACCAAGUACAACACUCCACUGGAUAUGGUCAAUGUUGUAGCUGCCAAGAAGGCCCAAGAAAUUGCCAGCAACACCAAUUACAAGCACCUGGUGCACCAUUACACUUUCUUGCCUGAUGCAAUGAGUGUGGCAUUGUCCAAAAACAUGAUGCAGAUACAGAGUGAUAAUCUUUACCAUGCAGAUUUCAACAGCUGGAUGAAAGGCAUUGGGUGGAUUCCAAUUGGGUCACUGGAUGUAGAGAAAGCUAAAAAAGCGGGAGAGGCUUUGAAUGAAAAAAAUUACCGCCAGCACCCGGACACGAUCAAAUUUACCAGUGUGGUAGACUCACCUGUCAUGGUCCAGGCUAAGCAGAAUGCACUUCAGCUUAGUGAUAGACUAUACAAAUCUUCUGGAGAGGAAAACAAGCAUAAGUACAACUUGCCUUCUGAUGCCCCUCAGUUCAUACAGGCUAAAUACAAUGCAGCUAAUAUCAGUGAUACUUAUUACAAACUUGGAUAUCAGGACCUACUAGCCAAAGGGCCCCAUAUACUUGGCGAUGCUAUUCCAAUUACUUUAGCUAAGGCUUCGAGAAACAUUGCUAGUGACUACAAAUAUAAAGAGGCUUAUGAAAAGGCAAGAGGAAAACAUGUUGGUUUCAGAAGCCUACAAGAUGAUCCUAAGCUUGUCCAUUCCAUGAAUGUUGCAAAAAUGCAGUCUGACCGUGAGUACAGGAAAGACUACGAGAAGAGCAAGACUAGCUACCACACACCUGUGGAGAUGGUCAGUAUCCAGGCUGCAAAGCAAGCUCAGGAUGUAGCUUCUAACUCCCACUACAAACACCUGCUCCAUCAUUAUACGUGCUUACCAGAUGCCAUGAGUGUUGAGCUGGCAAGGAACAGGAUGCAGAUUCAGAGCGAUAAUGUUUACAAACAAGACUACAACAGCUGGUUCAAAGGAAUUGGAUGGAGUCCUUUGGGUUCACUAGAUGUGGAAAAAGUUAAAAAAGCUGGAGAGGCAUUAGAUGAACAUAAAUAUCGCCAGCAUCCAGACACCUUCAAGUUCACAAGUUUGUCAGAUUCAAUGCCAAUGGUUUUGGCUAAGCAAAACACCAAGCAGCUUAGUGAUAUAAACUACAAAGUGGAAGGCGAGAAAGUUAAACACACUUAUCACUUGGAUCCUGAUCUUCCUCAAUUUAUUCAAGCCAGAGUCAACGCUUAUAAUAUAAGUGAAGGUCAUUACAAAGCAGACUGGAAGAAGCUGAUUGCCAAAGGGUACGAUCUGAGGCCAGAUGCCAUUUCUAUAAUUGCUGCAAAAGGUUCACGAAACAUUGCCAGCGAUUACAAGUACAAGGAAGCCUAUGAGAAAGAUAAAGGAAAACAAGUUGGGUUCCGUAGUCUGCAGGAUGAUCCUAAAUUGGUCCAUUAUAUGAAUGUGGCCAAACUACAGUCCGAUCGGUUAUAUCGGAAGGAUUAUGAAAAGAGCAAGACUAAGUAUCACACCCCUUUCGACAUGUUCAGUGUGACAGCUGCUAAGAAAGCCCAAGAUGUCGUUACCGAUAUAAACUACAGACAAUCUUUACAUAAUUACACCCUGUUGCCUGAUGCCAUGAGUCUGGAAUUGUCAAGAAACAGGAUGCAGAUUCAGAGUGAUAAUCUUUACAGAGCAGAUUUCAGUACCUGGCUGAGAGGAAUUGGUUGGGUGCCAAUUCAGUCUCUAGAUGUAGAGAAAGCAAAGAAGGCCACUGAUAUUCUUAGUGAAAGGAAGUAUCGUGAGCACCCAGACAAGCUGAAAUACACUCUUGACAUGAAUUCCAUGGAGCAAGUGCUUGCCAAGCAAAAUGCCAUUACCAUGAAUAAGAGGCUUUAUGUUGGCAAAUGGAACAAAGAGAAGACUGAGAUUCAUGUGAUGCCCGACACACCUGAAAUUCUCUUGUCCAGAGCCAACCAAGUCACCAUGAGCAAUAAACUGUACAAGGCUGGAUGGGAAGAAGAUAAGAAGAAAGGUUAUGAUCUGAGGGCAGAUGCUAUUUCAAUAAAAGCAGCGAAGGCUUCUAGGGACAUUGCAAGUGAUUAUAAAUACAAACUGGCCUUUGAGCAGGCAAAGGGAAAGCACAUCGGGUUCCGGAGUCUCGAAGAUGACCCUAAGCUGGUGCAUUUUAUGCAAGUUGCUAAAAUGCAAUCGGAACGUGAAUACAAAAAAGACUAUGAGAAGUCAAAGACCAGGUUCCACACCCCAGUUGACAUGUUCAGUGUUGUGGCAGCCAAGAAAUCUCAGGAGGUGGCGACAAAUGUAAACUACAGGAGUAUUAUCCACAGUUACAAUGUUAUGCCUGAUGCCAUGAGUCUUGAAUUGGCCAAGAACAUGAUGCAGAUACAGAGUAAUAAUCAGUACAAGGCAGACUAUAAUGAAUUUAUGAUGGGAGUUGGAUGGAUGCCAUUAGGAUCUCUAGAAGCUGAGAAGAAUAAGAAAGCCAUGGAGGCUGUAAGUGACACGAAGUAUAGACAGCAUCCUGACAAACUGAAGUACUCCAUCCUAAUGGAUUCUAUGCCCAUGGUCCUGGCUACAAAUAAUGCAAAAAUUAUGGAUGAGCACCUUUACAAACAGGAUUGGGAGGCAGACAAGACAAAGAUUCACAUAAUGCCUGACAUUCCUGAGAUUCUUUUGGCAAAAGCAAAUGCCUUUAACAUCAGCAAUAAAAUGUACAGACUUUCCAUGGAAGAGGAUAAAAAGAAGGGAUAUGAUCUCAGAGCUGAUGCAAUUCCCAUUAAAGCUGCAAAGGCUUCUCGAGACAUCGCUAGCGAUUACAAAUACAAGCUAGGCUAUGAAAAGGACAAGGGUAAGCUUGUGGGCUUCCGCAGCCUUCAAGAUGAUCCCAAACUCGUCCAUUAUAUGCAAGUGGCUAAGAUGCAGUCAGACCGUGAGUACAAGAAAGCCUAUGAAAUCAGCAAGACGAGGUACAAUACACCUGCUGAUACUUUCAGUGUCAUGGCAGCCAAGGAAGCACAAGCAAAUAUCACCAACACUAACUACAAAAGGCUGAUCCACAAAUACAUCCUCCUGCCAGAUUCAUUGCAAGUAGAACUGAGCAGAAACAUGAAUCGGAUUCAAAGUGAUCAUGAAUACAAACAAGACUAUAAUGAAUGGUACAAAGGACUUGGUUGGAGCCCUGCAGGGUCAUUAGACGUUGAAAAGUCCAAGAAAGCCACCGAAAUAGCAAGCGAUACCAAGUAUCGCCAGCACCCAAGUGCUUUCCCAUUUUCCAAGAAGAUGGACUCUAUGGAUAUGGAGCUUGCAAAAUACAAUGCUGGUGUUAUGAAUAAGCAUGCAUACAUACAAGCAUGGGAGAAGGAUAAGACAACGAUUCAUGUGAUGCCAGAUACACCUGAUAUUAUGCUGGCUAAAGCCAACAAGUUUAAUUACAGUGAGAAAUUGUAUAAACUCGGAUGGCAAGAAAUGAUAAAGAAAGGCUAUGAUCUCACAGCUGAAGCCAUUUCAGUGAAAGCUGCAAAAGCAUCACGAGACAUUGCUAGUGAGUACAAGUACAAAGAAGGUUACCGCAAACAACAGGGGCAUCACAUUGGAUUCCGCAAGUUGCAAGAUGAUCCCAAACUUGUGCACUCUAUGAAUGUAGCCAAGAUGCAGAGUGAAAGGGAAUACAAGAAAGAUUUUGAGAAGUGGAAGACUAAGAUUAAUUUGCCUGUGGAUAUGAUAUCUUUCUUGAUGGCAAAGAAUUGUCAGCACUUGGUUAGUGAUGCAGACUACAGGCGGAUCAUUCACCAAUGGACUUGUUUGCCAGACCAAACAGAUGUCAUUCAUGCUAAGAAAGUUUAUGAACUCCAAAGUGAUAAUGCAUAUAAAGCUGAUCUUCAGUGGCUUCAAGGAACUGGAUGGAAUGCAUAUGGAUCUUUAGAAUCAGAAAAGAACAAGAAAGCUUCAGAGAUUCUGAGUGAGAAGAAAUAUCGUCAGCCCCCUGACACUGUUAAAUUCACAAGUAUUGCUGAUUCAAUGGAGGUGGUUUUGGCAAAAGAAAAUGCCAAGCAUAGAAGUGAUAAACUUUACCGAGAAGCUUGGGACAAGGACAAGACUCAGAUUCACAUCAUGCCUGACACUCCCGAAAUUAUUUUGGCCAGAGCCAACUUACUUAAUACAAGUGAUAAACUCUACAAGCUAGGGUUAGAAGAACUGAAGAAGAAAGGCUACAACCUUCCUAUUGAUGCCAUAACAAUCAAGGCAGCAAAAGCAUCUCGGGAGAUUGCCAGUGAAUACAAAUACAAAGAUGGCUAUCGCAAGCAGCUUGGCCACCAUAUUGGAGCUCGUAGCAUACAAGAUGACCCUAAACUUGUGCACUCAAUGAAUGUAGCCAAGAUGCAGAGUGAGAGGGAAUACAAGAAGGACUUUGAGAAAUGGAAGACCAAGUACAACAGUCCUGUGGACAUGCUUGGGAUCUUGCUGGCUAAGAAUUGUCAGAAAUUAGUCACUGAUGUUGAUUAUCGCAAUUACCUGCACCAGUGGACUUGUCUCCCAGACCAGAAUGAUGUUGUGCAUGCCAGGAAAACAUACGAUCUUCAAAGUGAUAAUAUGUACAAAGCAGAUCUUGAGUGGCUAAAAGGCAUAGGCUGGUCUCCAAGUGGUUCUCUAGAAGCUGAGAAGAAUAAGAGAGCCUCUCAGAUCUUGAGUGACCAUUCGUACAGGCAGCAUCCCGACACAUUCAAAUUUACAAGUCCUAUUGAUUCCAUGCCUAUGGCUUUGGCAAAGCAUAACUCUGAAAUUAUGAACCAUCGCAUGUAUGUUGAUGCUUGGAACAAGGAUAAAACCAGCAUCCACAUUAUGCCAGAUACUCCUGAAAUUUUACUGUCACAGCAGAACAAAAUCAACUUCAGUGAAAAAUUAUACAAACUUUCAUUGGAAGAGGCCAGGCAGAAGGGCUAUGAUCUUCGUGUGGAUGCAAUCCCAAUCAAGGCUGCUAAAGCUUCCAGAGAUAUUGCAAGCGAUUACAAAUAUAAGGAAGGCUAUCGGAAGCAGCUUGGUCACCAUGUGGGAGCCCGCAGCGUUCAAGAUGACCCUAAACUUGUGCACUCAAUGAAUGUAGCGAAGAUGCAGAGUGAGAGGGAAUACAAGAAGGACUUUGAGAAAUGGAAGACCAAGUAUACCACUCCUGUGGAUAUGCUUGGUGUCUUAUUGGCUAAGAACUGUCAGAAACUAGUUAGUGAAGUUGAUUACCGCAACUACCUGCACCAGUGGACAUGCCUUCCAGACCAAAAUGAUGUCAUCCAUGCUAGGAAAGCUUAUGAACUACAGAGUGACAAUUGCUACAAGCUAGACCUUCAGUGGAUGAAAGGCAUUGGCUGGGUCCCCAUUGGCUCACUGGAUGUUGAAAAAGCCAAGAAAGCUGGAGAGAUCCUAAGUGAAAAGAAAUAUCGUCAGCCCCCGGACACAUUCAAAUUUACUAGUGUGACGGAUUCUCUAGAAGUAGUCUUGGCCAAGCAUAAUGCAGAAACAAUGAGUAAGCAUUUGUACACUGAAGCCUGGAAUAAAGACAAGACUCAAAUCCACAUGAUGCCUGACACCCCUGAAAUCACUUUGGCGAGGGAAAAUAAGAUCAACUAUAGUGAGAGUUUAUAUAAACGUUCACUGGAAGAAGCAAGGAAGAAGGGGUAUGAUUUGCGAAUUGAUGCCAUUCCAAUCCAGGCUGCCAAGGCAUCGAGAAAUAUUGCCAGUGAUUACAAAUACAAAGAAGGUUAUCGCAAGCAGCUUGGUCAUCAUGUGGGAGCUCGCAGCGUACAAGAUGACCCUAAACUUGUUCAUUGUAUGAAUGUAGCCAAGAUGCAGAGUGAGAGGGAAUACAAGAAGGACUUUGAGAAAUGGAAGACCAAGUAUAUUAGUCCUGUAGAUAUGCUUGGUGUCUUAUUGGCCAAGAACUGUCAGAAACUGGUCAGUGAUGUUGACUACCGCACUCACCUGCACCAGUGGACCUGUCUGCCAGAUCAGAAUGAUGUCAUCCAAGCUAGAAAGGCUUACGAUCUACAGAGCGAUAAUAACUACAAGCUAGACCUUCAGUGGAUGAAGGGCAUUGGCUGGGUCCCCAUUGGCUCACUGGAUGUUGAAAAAGCCAAGAAAGCUGGAGAGAUCCUAAGUGAAAAGCAAUAUCGUCAGCCACCAGACAGAUUCAAAUUUACUAGUGUGACGGAUUCUCUGGAAAUGGCCUUAGCCAAACAAAAUGCAGAAACAAUGAAUAAGCGCCUGUAUACUGAAGCUUGGGAUAAUGACAAAAGAACAAUUCACGUGAUGCCUGAUACUCCUGAAAUCAUGCUAGCCAAAUUCAAUAAACUAAACUACAGUGAGAAAUUAUACAAACUGGCUAUGGAAGAAUCAAAGAAGAAGGGCUAUGACCUGCGAGUUGACGCUAUUCCAAUUCAAGCCGCCAAAGCAUCCAGAAAUAUUGCCAGUGAUUACAGAUACAAAGAAGGUUAUCGCAAGCAGCUGGGUCAUCAUGUGGGAGCUCGCAGCGUACAAGAUGACCCUAAACUUGUGCAUUCUAUGAACGUAGCCAAGAUGCAGAGUGAGAGGGAAUACAAGAAGGACUUUGAGAAAUCCAAGACCAAGUAUAUUAGUCCUGUGGAUAUGCUUGGUGUCUUAUUGGCCAAGAACUGUCAGAAACUGGUCAGUGAUGUUGACUACCGCAAUUACCUGCACCAGUGGACCUGUCUGCCAGAUCAGAAUGAUGUCAUCCAAGCUAGAAAGGCCUACAAUUUACAGAGUGAUAAUGCAUACAAGUCAGACUUGGAGUGGCUGCGUGGUAUUGGCUGGAUCCCAGAGGGCUCCUUGGAAGUCAUCAAAGUGAAGAAAGCCCAGGAGAUUCUGAAUGACAGACUGUACCGUCAACGACCAGACUCUAUAAAAUUUACUGCUAUUGUUGACACACCAGAAAUUGUCUUGGCUAAGUCCAAUGCUCUGCUUCAGAGUGGGGCUUUAUAUCGUGAACUCUGGGAUAAAGAAAAGACACAAUUCACCCUUCCAGUUGAUACACCCGAGAUGGUGCUAUCCAAAAUGAAUGCUCUGAACGUCAGCAAAAAGCAUUAUCAAUCUGGCUGGGAAGAAGCCAAGAAGAAAGGUUAUGAUUUAAGAUUGGAUGCCAUUGAAAUCCGGCAGGCCAAGGCUUCAAGAAAUAUUGCCAGUGAGUACAAGUACAAAGAAGGCUACCGUAAGCAACUUGGACACCACGUGGGAUGCCGAAACAUCUAUGAUGACCCGAAGCUGGUACUAGCGAUACAUGUAGCUAAACUGCAAAGUGACCGGGUAUACAAGCAAGAGUUUGAGAAAUGGAAGACCAAGUUCAAUAGCCCAGUGGACAUGCUGUCUAUCUUGUUGGCCAAGAACUGUCAGAAACUGGUCAGUGACAUUGAUUACCGCCACUAUCUGCAUGAGUGGACUUGUCUGCCUGACCAGAAUGAUGUCAUCCAAGCCAAAAAAGUAUAUGAGCUACAGAGUGAUAAUGCUUAUAAAUCAGACCUGGAGUGGCUGCGUGGCAUUGGGUGGAUGCCAGAGGGCUCUGUGGAAGUGCUCAAAGUGAAAAAAGCUCAAGAACUUCUGAAUGACAGAUUAUACAAGCAGCGUCCAGACACACUGAAGUUUACCAGUAUUGCUGACCCACCUCCUGUCGUCCUGGCUAAGAUCAAUGCUCAACAAAUCAGUGAGAAUCUGUACCGUGAAGCCUGGGAUAAAGAGAAGACACAGUUCCAUCUUCCUGCCGAUACCCCUGGAAUGCUGUUGUCUAAAAUGAAUGCCGUGAAUAUCAGCAAUAAAUGUUAUACUGGAGCUUGGGAUGAGGCCAAAGCAAAAGGUUAUGACAUAAGAGCGGAUACCAUUUCAAUCAAGCAGGCUAAAGCUUCCAGAGAAAUUGCCAGUGAGUACAAGUACAAAGAAGCUCAUGAGAAACAGAAAGGUCACUACAUUGGAUGCCCUUCAGUAGCAGAUGACCCCAAACUAUCAUGGGCUGCCAAAGUAUUGAAGAUGCAAAAUGACAGAGAGUAUAAGAAGGCUUACAACAAUUCAAAAGCCAAGAUCGCUAUACCAGUUGAUAUGGUGGCUAUCCAAGCAGCCAAGCAAGGCCAGUCUUUAGUAAGCGAUGUUGAAUAUCGCCGUUAUUUGCACCAGUGGACUUGUCUGCCAGACCAGAAUGAUGUGAUCCAGGCAAGAAAGGCUUAUGAACUACAAAGUGAUGCUAUUUAUAAGUCAGAUCUAGAAUGGCUCCGGGGUGUUGGAUGGAUCCCACAUGAGUCUGUGGAUGUAAAGAGGGUGAAAGCUGCGCAGGAUCUCUUGAAUGAGAGACUGUACCGCACACCACCUGACCGCCUGAAAUUCACCAACAUCGUUGACACUCCAGAAAUUCUCCUUGCUAAAACCAAUGCCGAGCAACUCAGCCUUGCUAAAUACAGAGAAGUCUGGGAUAAAGAUAAAACCAUGAUCCAUGUGAUGCCAGAUACACCCGAAAUCAUGCUGUCCAGGGCUAAUGCUGUCAACGUGAGCAAUAAACUUUACAGGGAAGCUUGGGAUGACAUAAAGAAAUUUAUUGAUCUGAGAUCAGAUGCAGUCCCAAUCAAGACAGCCAGAGCUUCAAGAGAAAUUGCCAGUGAUUACAAGUACAAAGAAGGCUACCGUAAGCAACUUGGACACCACGUGGGAUGCCGAAACAUCUAUGAUGAUCCUAAAUUGGUACUGGCGAUGCAUGUAGCUAAACUGCAAAGUGACCGGGUAUACAAGAAAGAGUUUGAGAAAUGGAAGACUAAGUUCAAUAGCCCAGUGGACAUGCUGUCCAUCUUGUUGGCCAAGAACUGUCAGAAACUGGUCAGUGACAUUGAUUACCGCCACUAUCUGCAUGAGUGGACCUGUCUGCCUGACCAGAACGACGUCAUCCAAGCCAAAAAAGCAUAUGAGCUACAGAGCGAUGCUGUUUAUAAAUCAGAUCUGGAAUGGCUACGUGGAGUUGGCUGGAUGCCAAAUGAUUCUGUGGGGGUCAACCAUGUUAAAAAUGCUCAGGACAUUUUGAGUGAGAGAAAGUAUCGUACAAAAGUUGACAGCCAGAAAUUUACUCCAGUGGCUGACCGGGUUGAUUAUAUCACAGCCAAACAAAGUGGGGAAAUACUAAGUGAUAUUAAGUACCACCAAGAAUGGAAUAACAUCAAAACAAAUUAUACCCUAACAGAGACACCACAGUUAGAAGCAGCUAAAGAAGCAGCCAGGAUUCUUAAUCAUAAUUUAUACAAGGAGAGCUGGGAGAAGCAGAAAGCUACUGGUUAUUUUUUGCCUCCUGACAGUGUGCCUAUUUGUCACGCCAAACAUUCAAAUGAUGUCCAAAGUGAGCUGAAAUACAAAGCAGACUACGUCAAGCAAAAAGGUCACUACGUUGGAGUCCAGAACAUGAGACAGGAUCCCAAACUGGUGUGGUUUGAGCAUGCUGGGAAGAUCCAGAAUGACAGAUUGUAUAAAGAGGCAUAUAAUAAGACAAAGUCCAAGAUUCAUAUACCUCCAGAUAUACUAUCUGUCAUCGCAGCCAAAGACUGCCAGACAGUAGUCAGUGAAAUUCCAUAUCGCACUUACCUUCAUGAAUGGACAUGCCACCCUGACCAGAAUGACUGCAUCCAAGCAAGGAAAGCGUAUGAUCUUCAAAGUGAUAAUCUUUAUAAAUCUGAUUUGGAAUGGAUCCGUGGCUGUGGGUGGAUUCCUUUAGAUUCGGUGGAACAUCGGAAGGUUAAGAAUGCUCAGGACCUGAUUAACAAGAGAAUCUACACAAAGGAUGCUUUGGACAAUUUCUCUAAGUUCACGUCUGUAACUGAUGCUCCAGAUGUUGUUUUGGCUAAGGCAAACGCAAUAAAUCAGAGUGAUCUGAAAUACAAAGAAACCUUUAAUCUUGAGAAAGGCCACUACAUUGGUUCUGAGGACACUAUAGCCUUGAACCAUUCUAGAGAUGUAUCUAAGCUUUACAGUGAUGUACUUUACAAGGAAUCAUGGGAAUCAGGCAAGGCCAUCGGGUACACUCUUCCUCCAGACUACAUCCCUAUUGUUGGGGCCAAACAUGCCGACUAUGUUAAUAGUGAGCUUAAAUAUAAAUUAGAACAUGAGAAGCAAAAAGGCCAUUAUCUGGCUGGGACACAAAUAAAUGAUUUCCCAAGUGUUGUCCAUUCUCUUGCUUUCCAAAAAAUAAGGAGUGCGUUGGCCUAUAGGAAGAAUUAUGAGGACACCAAGGCGCAUAUUCAUAUCCCAAGUGACAUGAUCAAUCACGUGCUGGCAAAGAAAUGCCAAUAUAUCCUCAGUGAUCUUGAGUAUCGAACAUAUCUACACCAGUGGAACUGUUCACCUGAAGAGCAUGAUGUUAUCAUGGCUAAAAGAGCCCAGGAAAUUCUAAGUGAUGUUUUGUACAAGGAUGACUUAACUUGGCUGAAGGGAAUUGGCUGCUAUGUAUGGGACACUCCUGAAAUCCUGCAUGCUAAGAAGUCUUAUGAUCUCCAGAGUCAACUGAAGUACAUAAAAGAGGGAAAAGAGAAUUUCAAGAACUAUGGAGUGGUUCUUGACACUCCAGUUUAUGUAACUGCACUCCAGAGUGGUAUCAAUGCUAGUGAUCUCAAAUAUAAAGAAGAAUACCAUAAAACAAAGGACCAAUAUACUACAGUGCUGGAAACAGUAGACCACGAAAGGACUCAGAAUCUGAAGCACCUUUUUAGCAAUAACCUGUAUAAAGAAGCCUGGGAAAAAGUGAAGUCUGUUGGCUUCACGUUGCCUCCUGAUGCUGUGCCAUUUGUUCGUGCUAAAGAACUGAAGCAUAAUGCCAGUAUUGUAAAGUACCGGGAGGAAUAUGAUAAGUUUAAAGCACUUUACACUAUUCCAAGAGGAGUUAAGGAUGAUCCAAAUACUGCAAGAUGCCUAAAAGUUGGCAAAUUGAAUAUUGAUCGGCUAUACAGAGAAACCUAUGAAAAGAACAAGGCCAAAAUUCACAUUGUCCCAGACAUGGUUGACAUUGUGUCUGCUAAAGACACUCAGAAGAAAGUUAGUGAAAUUGAUUAUCGUAUACGUCUUCAUGAGUGGGCCAACAUCGCAGAUCCUCAUGCCCAUGCUCAUGCUCGAAAAGUCAAUGACCAACUUAGCGAUAUUGUAUAUAAAGAUGAUCUCAACUGGCUCAAAGGCAUAGGGUGCUUUGUUUGGGACACUCCUGAAAUUCUCCAUGCCAAACAUGCCUAUGACCUUCGCAACGAUCUCAAAUACAAGUCAGUGGCUGAUAAAAUGAAGAGUAAAUUCACUGUGGUCACAGACACACCAGUGUAUGUUCAGAAUGUUCUGAGUGGUAUGAACCUGAGUGAAGCUGUUUACCGCCAUGACUAUGUAUGUAACAUUAAAGGGAAAUAUACUCCUGUUGAUAAGACUGUGGAUUUGGAGCGAGCAAAUAAUGCAUACAAAAUACAAUGUGAAGGUCUCUACCGAAAUGCUGGUUUACAUGCUCUUCCCACCGGAUAUACACUCCACUCGGACACUCCUGGUUUCAAACAUGCUAAACAUGCCCAGUACAUUGGUAGUGAUCUGAAAUAUAAGGAAGUCUAUGAACAUAUCAAGGGUAAAGGCUACAAUUUUGGACCCAAAGCUGUUCCCUUUGUAAAUAUAAGGAAGGUUAAUAAGGUUCUCAAUGAGAGACUGUAUCGGGAGAUAUAUCACAAAAAUAAGGACAAAAUCCACACUACACCUGAUACGCCAGAAAUCCGCCAAGUGAAAGCUACCCAGGAAGCUGUCAGUGAUCUAAUCUACAAAACCGACUUCUUCAAGAUGCGGGGGCACUUGAUUUCCCUUCCCUAUACUCCUCAAACAAUGCAUAGUCGUUACGUUGGAGAGAUUACAAGUGAUAUUAAAUACAAAGCGGAUCUGGAAUGGCUGAAAGGCCUGGGCUGUUUCCUGUAUGAUACUCCUGAUAUGGUCCGUGCUCGGCACUUGCGUAAUCUCUGGUCACAUUAUGUGUACACCAAUUCUGCAAAGAAGCUGCAGGACAAGUACCACGUGGUUCUGGACACGCCUGUGUAUAGGACUAUCCAAGAGCUAAAGACCCAUUUGAGUGAUAUUGUGUACAGAGCUGUUGGCAAUGAGCAAAAGACCAAGUACACCUCUAUCCUUGAUACACCAGAUUUCCACAGGGCCAAAGCGGGGCAAAAACUACAGAGCAAAUAUUUGUAUGUAGAACUUGCCACCAAAGAAAGACCUCAUCACCAUGCUGGGAAUCGGACACCUGCCUUGGACCUUGCUAAGCAUGUGAAGGACUUUGCCAGUGAGAAAAAAUAUAAAAGCAAUUAUGAGAAAAUGAAGCACAAGUAUGUAACAGUCCCUGAUACACCGAUCCUCAUCAGAGCUAAGAGAGCUUACCUGAAUGCUAGUGAUCUGCGCUACAAAGAAACAUUUGAACAAGCAAAGGGUAAAUAUCACACUGUGAAGGAUGCCUUGGAUAUUGUAUACCAUCGCAAGGUCACAGAUGAUAUCAGCAAGGUGAAAUAUAAAGAAAAGUACUUGAGCCAAUUAGGAAUCUGGAGAUCAAUUCCAGAUCGGCCAGACCACUUCCAUCAUCGUGCUGUUACUGAUGCAGUUAGUGAUGUUAAAUAUAAGGAAGACUUAGCAUGGCUCAAAGGCAUUGGUUGUUAUGCCUGGGAUACUCCAGAUCUUCUGCUGGCAGAGAAGAACAAGGCACUGUACAGUCCGUAUAAGUAUAAGGAAUCAUUUGAAAAGAUAAAAUCAAAGUUCAAGUAUGUUGCUGACAGUCCAAUUAAUAACCAUUUGAAGUAUGCCACUCAGCUAAUGAAUGAGAAACUUUACAAAUCUGAUUAUGAGAAGAAGAAGGAUAAGUAUUCCAUUGUGGUGGAUGACCCUAGAACUUUGCUGGCCAAAUUGGGAGGCGAACUAAGCAGUCAGUACAAGUACAAAAGGUUAUAUGAAAAGCAGAAGGACAAGUUUACAAGCAUUGUGGAUACUCCAGAGCAUCUGAGGACAACGAAAGUCAACAAGCAAAUCAGUGAGAUCAUUUAUAAGAUGGACCAUGUCAAGGCCAGAGCAAAAGGAUAUACCACAAUCCAUGACACUCCCAUGUUGCUCCAUGUACGCAAGGUCAAGGAUAGAAUAAGUGAUCUGAAAUACAAAGAACUUUAUCAGCAAAAUAAGUCCCACUGCAAUGUGGUACCAGAUUCUGUCCACAUAAAGGCUGCCAAACAGGCCUACAAAGUCAACAGCAAUCUGGAUUACAAGAAGAAAUAUGAAGCCGCCAAGGCUCACUGGCAUUGGACUGUGGACAGACCUGACUUCAUCCAAAAUGCCAAAACAUCUUUGCAACAGAGUGAUUAUGACUACAAGUAUGACCUAAAAUACUUUAAAGGAUGCAAGAUCUCCGUAACAGAUGACAAAAACACAGUGUUGGCUUUACAGAAUGCCAUUUUGGCGAGUGAUCUAAAAUAUAAGGAGAAACAUAACAAAGAAAGAGGAACUAUCCAUUCUGUUCCAGAUACUCCUCAGAUUCUGCUUGCAAAAGCUGUUAGCUCUCUGGUGUCUGAGAACAAAUACAAAGAACAUGUAAGGAAGCACCUUCCACAUGGAUCUUUCACAACAUUGCCUGAGACACGUGAUACUAUUCGCGUUAAAGAAGUAACUAAGAAUGUCAGUGAGACAAAUUACAAAAAGAAGUUUCAGAAGGAGAAAGGCAAGUCCAACUAUUCAAUCAUGCUGGAGCCUCCUGAUGUAAAGCAUGCAAUGGAAGUUGCAAAAAGCCAGAGUAAUAUUCAGUACAAAAAAGAUGCAAAAUCCAAACUUAAUUAUACAUCUGUGGCAGACCGACCAGACAUUAAAAAAGCUUCUCAAGUCUCCAAGCUAGUCAGUGAUAUUCAGUACAAAGCCAAGGCUCGAAGAGAAGCUGGUAUGGGAGUCAGCAUGCUUGGACGUCCCGAUAUUGAACUUGCUAAGGAGGUGUCCAGACUUACAAGCCAGAUAAAAUACAAAGAGAACUUUGACAAGGAGAAGGGAAAGAAGCCACAUUAUGACCUGAAGGACAGCAAGAUUUACAAGACCCUACAAGAUGCUCAUCACAUUGCUAGUGAGAUUAAAUAUAAGGCAGACCUCAAGAAACUUCACAAGCCAGUGACAGAUAUGUCUGAAUCCCUCUCGAUGAAUCAUGUCCUGAGCACCAGCCAGCUUGCCAGUUCCUAUCAGUACAAGAAGCAGUAUGAGAAGAGUAAGGGUCACUACCAUGUGGUUCCAGAUAACCUUGAACAGGUCCAUCUAAAGGAGGCUUCAGAACUUCAGAGCCAAGUGAAAUAUAAGGAAAAAUAUGAAAAAGAAAGAGGGAAAGCCAUGCUGGAUUUUGAAACACCAACAUACAUCACUGCUAAGGAAGCGCAGCACAUGCAGAGUGACAAAGAAUAUAAAAAAGACUUUGAAGAGUCCAUUAAAGGCAGAAACCUUACCGGCCUGGAGAUUACACCAUCUUUAUUGCAUGUCAAAUAUGCCACCAAAAUAGCAAGCGAGAAAGAAUACAGGAGAGAUUUGGAAGAAGGUGUCAAAGGUAAAGGCCUAACUAUUUUGGAAGAGACACCAGAUUUACUCAGAGCAAAGAAUGCAACCCAUAUCUUGAAUGAGAAAGAAUACAAGAAAGGUCUGGAACUGGAAAUCAAAGGAAGAGGUAUGACAGCUCUUGCAUUGGGAACACCAGAUUUUAUGAGAGCAAAGAAUGCCAUGGACAUUGCUAGCCAGAUUAAAUAUAAGCAAUCUGCAGAAAUGGAAAAAGCCAACUAUACUACUGUUGUUGACACACCAGAGAUCAUUCAUGCUCAUCAAGUGAAGAACCUUUCAAGUCAGAAAAAGUACAAGGAAGAGGCAGAGAGAACCAUGUCGUAUUAUGUGCCUGUCCUAGAUACACCAGAAAUGCAGAGAGUCCGGGAGAACCAAAAGAACUUCAGCAUGCUUCAGUAUCAACAAGAUAUGCAGCAUAGCAAAGGAAAAGUCACUGUGGUAAACGAAACACCAGAAAUACUGCGAGUUAAAGAAAACCAGAAGAACUUCAGCACGAUUUUAUAUAAAGAAGAUAUUGGAACAGGAACAGCUAUAGAAAAGACGCCUGAGAUGCAGCGAAUAAAACAAACCCAGGAUGCAAUAAGCACGAUUAAGUACAAGGAAAACAUUGGAAAAGGAACUCCCAUUCCUGAUCUUCCUGAAGUAAAACGUGUCAAGGAGACACAGAAGCACAUCAGCUCGGUGUUGUACAAAGAGAAUUUAGGGACUGGAAUCCCAACACCUAUUACUCCAGACAUGGAGAGAGUCAAACGCAAUCAAGAAAACUUUAGCUCGGUUUUGUACAAAGAGGAGUUGGGGAAAGGUACUCCUACACCCGUCACUCCUGAGAUGGAGAGAGUCAAACGCAAUCAAGAACAUAUUAGCUCGGUUUUGUACAAAGAGGGACUGGGGAAAGGUACCCCUAUGCCUGUCACUCCUGAGAUGGAGAGAGUCAAACACAAUCAAGAACAUAUUAGCUCGGUGUUGUACAAAGAGGGACUGGGGAAAGGUACCCCGACACCUGUCACUCCAGAGAUGGAGAGAGUCAAACGCAAUCAAGAAAAUAUUAGCUCGGUUUUGUACAAAGAGGGACUGGGGAAAGGUACCCCUACUCCUGUCACUCCUGAGAUGGAGAGAGUCAAACGCAAUCAAGAACACAUUAGCUCGGUUUUAUAUAAAGAGAAUUUGGGGCAAGCAACCCCGACCCCUGUCACUCCAGAGAUGGAAAGAGCCAAACGCAAUCAAGAAAACAUUAGCUUGGUGUUGUACAAAGAGAACUUGGGAAAAGGAACUCCAACAUCUGUUACUCCAGAGAUGGAGAGAGCUAGACGCAAUCAAGAAAACAUUAGCUCGGUCCUGUAUUCUGAUAGUUUCCGGAAACAAGUACAAGGUAAAGCAGCCUUUGUCCUGGAUACCCCUGAAAUGAGGCGUGUUCGUGAGACACAACGGCACAUUUCCACGGUGAAAUACCAUGAAGAUUUUGAAAAGAGCAAAGGCAGCUUCACACCAGUGGUUACUGACCCCAUAACAGAGCGUGUAAAGAAGAACAUGCAAGAUUUCAGUGAUAUCAGCUACAGGGGCAUUCAGAGGAAAGUAGUGGAAAUAGAAAGAAAACGUGUAGAGCAGGAUCAAGAACUGAACAACUUCACAGAUCUUCGUGUGUGGCGUACUAAUCCUGGAUCAGUCUUUGACUAUGACCCAGCAGAAGACAACAUUCAGUCUAGAAGCUUACAUUUGAUUACUGUUCAAGCCCAACGACGCAGCCGAGAGCAAUCCCGCUCUGCUAGUGCACUGAGCCUCAGUGCUGGAGAUGAAAAAUCAGAGCAUUCAGAAAAUGCUGACCAGCAUCUGUCCUAUUACAGUAAUGGAGGUUUCUUUACCACGGCUACAACAGUGGGAUACAAACAAGCUAAAACUGUAGAGCUACCACAACAAAGAUCAUCUUCUGUGGCUACACAGCAGACAACAGUAUCUUCCAUCCCAUCUCAACCAUCUACUGCUGGGAAGACAUACCGGGCUAUGUAUGAUUACAUGGCGGCAGAUGCAGAUGAAGUCUCCUUCAAAGAUGGUGAUACAAUCAUGAAUGUCCAGGCCAUUGAUGAAGGGUGGAUGUAUGGGACUGUGCAGAGAACAGGCAAAACAGGCAUGCUGCCAGCCAACUAUGUUGAAGCAGUGUAAGCCAAGAAGAGGAGGCUUUCCAUAAAACAUAUCUACAUGGACAAUAAGAAGGCACUUCCAAAGCUCUCCUGAGUGCCUUAUUGUUUUCCUUUGUGGAUAUGUACAAGGCAUUGCCUAUCAGGGAAAGAUUUCAGCAAACAUCUCUGGAAGAUCUGAAUGAUUAAGAUUCUAGUCAGAUAACCACCUGGAAGUGUGAUCCUAGUGACACCACUACAGAGCCUUGAAUAUCUGGACUUGCAUAUUCAACCCCCCUAAGUUUUCUUGUUUGAGUCACAGUUCCAAGAAGCUAUCCUUUCUUCUCUGGAAUCAAGCUGAAUUUCCACACUCUUCAUUUUUAAAAAUGGAACAUCUGUGUUGACUUUAAUGGUUUUCUGAUCAAGAGAUGUAGUGUUCUCCUGUGGUAUUAUAAAAAUAGGUGAUUGUAUUUAUUUCCAUCUUAAGUAAGCAACUAUGUAAAGCUAACACCUCAAACCAGCAAUUGAAACAAAAAGAACUUGAAAAGGCCUCUCCUCUUGUCUGCUUGCAGAACGCUGAUGCAUGCAUUUUUCAUCUGAGUGUUCUUGGGUCACAGUGCUGUUACUCCUUCUAAGUUGGUGACUAAUAAAUUUCACAUUCAGCAA